GCGAGGCCGAAGGUAGGCUGGCAGAUGCGCUGGAUAGGUUACUCCUUUCUGCCCGUGGACACCGCCGAGUAAGCAUCGUUGACGUCUCCCCCCUCCACUGCCGUCAUGUCCAAGUCAGAGUCUCCCAAAGAGCCCGAACAGCUGCGGAAGCUCUUCAUCGGAGGUUUGAGCUUUGAAACAACCGAUGAGAGUCUGAGGAGCCAUUUUGAGCAAUGGGGAACGCUCACAGACUGUGUGGUAAUGAGGGAUCCAAACACGAAGCGCUCCAGAGGCUUCGGGUUUGUCACCUAUGCCACUGUGGAGGAGGUGGAUGCGGCCAUGAAUGCAAGGCCACACAAGGUGGAUGGAAGAGUUGUGGAACCAAAGAGGGCCGUCUCAAGAGAAGAUUCUCAAAGACCUGGUGCCCACUUAACUGUGAAAAAGAUUUUUGUCGGUGGCAUUAAAGAAGACACUGAGGAACAUCACUUAAGAGAUUAUUUUGAACAGUAUGGGAAAAUUGAAGUGAUUGAAAUCAUGACUGACCGAGGCAGUGGCAAAAAGAGAGGCUUUGCUUUCGUAACCUUUGAUGACCAUGACUCCGUAGACAAGAUUGUCAUUCAGAAGUACCAUACUGUGAAUGGCCACAACUGUGAAGUAAGGAAAGCCCUAUCUAAGCAAGAGAUGGCUAGUGCUUCAUCGAGUCAGAGAGGUCGAAGUGGUUCUGGAAACUUUGGUGGUGGUCGUGGAGGUGGUUUUGGUGGGAAUGACAACUUUGGUCGUGGAGGAAACUUCAGUGGUCGAGGUGGCUUUGGUGGCAGCCGCGGUGGUGGUGGAUAUGGUGGCAGUGGGGAUGGCUAUAAUGGAUUUGGUAAUGAUGGUGGUUAUGGAGGAGGCGGCCCUGGUUACUCUGGAGGAAGCAGAGGCUAUGGAAGUGGUGGACAGGGUUAUGGAAACCAGGGCAGUGGCUAUGGCGGGAGUGGCAGCUAUGACAGCUAUAACAACGGAGGAGGCGGAGGCGGCUUUGGCGGUGGUAGUGGAAGCAAUUUUGGAGGUGGUGGAAGCUACAAUGAUUUUGGCAAUUACAACAAUCAAUCUUCAAAUUUUGGACCCAUGAAAGGAGGGAACUUUGGAGGCAGAAGCUCUGGCCCCUAUGGCGGUGGAGGCCAAUACUUUGCCAAACCACGAAACCAAGGUGGCUAUGGCGGUUCCAGCAGCAGCAGUAGCUAUGGCAGCGGCAGAAGGUUUUAAUUACUGCCAGGAAACAAAGCUUAGCAGGAGAGGAGAGCCAGAGAAGUGACAGGGAAGCUACAGGUUACAACAGAUUUGUGAACUCAGCCAAGCACAGUGGUGGCAGGGCCUAGCUGCUACAAAGAAGACAUGUUUUAGACAAUACUCAUGUGUAUGGGCAAAAAAAACUCGAGGACUGUAUUUGUGACUAAUUGUAUAACAGGUUAUUUUAGUUUCUGUUUUGUGGAAAGUGUAAAGCAUUCCAACAAAGGGUUUUAAUGUAGAUUUUUUUUUUUUUUUUUUUUUUUUUGCACCCAUGCUGUUGAUUGCUAAAUGUAAUAGUCUGAUCAUGACGCUGAAUAAAUGUGUCUUUUUUUAAACGUGCUGUGUAAAGUUAGUCUACUCUGAAGCCAUUUUGGUAAAUUACCCCAACAGUGUGAAGUUAGAAUUCCUUCAGGGUGAUGCCAGGUUCCAUUUGAAAUUGAUUUACAACCUGCUUUGGUGGAGAAGCUAUUGUCUUCAGAAACCGUGGUGUAGUUGAACUGACAGUUACUGUGUUGUGACCUGGAGUUCACCUUUAAAAGGGUCACCCAAGCAAAGUCACGGAAUUUUUUUGGUUAUUAAUAUUAUGAUUGUUGGCACAUCCUAUGCAAUAUAUCUAAAUUGAAUUAUGGUACCAGAUAAAGUUACAGAUGGGAAUGAAGCUUGUGUAUCAUCCAUUAUCAUGUGUAAUCAAUAAACGAUUUAAUACCCUCUUGAAUGGAAUGACAACUGUAUGGAUUUGGGACUGGCAGAGCUUUGGACCUUCCCUACCCGCUACCCCUGAUAAUGUUGAAUGCUUUUUAUCACAAGUCAAGUUCAAAACUCUGCCAGAGAAUAGAAACCAGCUGCUGGCUAAUGCCACCCCAUAAAUCCACAAGAUAGAAGUUUUGGGGAGACCUUUUUAAACUGACCAGUACCAGUAAGAAUUUUACUCUUAACACAAAAACAGGCUUACAUUAAAGGAAAACUGCAGUUUUUGUGGUGGGGUGGGUCUUAAUGUAGGUUUCUGGAUUGACCACACUAGUAGUUCUCUGUAUGAAGAUAAAAAUUAAUGUGAUAAGGAACCAAAUUAUCUACUUAAAUUCAUGCUAACUGCAGUUUUCCUUUAAACGUGGUACAAGAGCACACAACCAUCCUAAAAUGUUGAUUGUAUAGAAAAUGAUUUCUAAAGCUUUAUAACAGUUUACUUAAUAUCCAAUCAUUGUUAUUUGUAUAUAGCUUCCUUUGAGCCCUCCCUUUGGUGCCCUCAAUUUCAGUGCCAUUGUACCUAGUAGCAUAGAGAUUUGUUUAUUACUAGGACUGUGUAUUCCAUCCCGUGGGUGUGUUACUUGGAAGUUUGGGGAGGGGUUGGGUGGGAGGUGGGUGGGUGUUGGAGGUGGGUGGGAAAGCAUGGGAUAAUAGUUCCAUGGGCUUGAUACUGGCUGAGUUUGCAAUGGCAGGUGGAACCUUAACUAUUGAGGGAGUUUGCAGAUACCUCAGGAUUCGUGACAAUGCCUUUAAAGAUCCAGGAGAGAUGUUCAGCUACUAGGAACUGCUAGCAAGUAUAGCGCGAAUGGCUCCGAGCUCAGACACUCUACAGCUGAGAGUAGACACUUGUGGUAUGUGGAGUACAGAUAAGCCAGGGGCAGGCCACGGCACCUCCAUGAAAGCUAGGAGGGAGUGAAGUUUCAGUGACCAUCGCAAGGAAGGAGGCAGACAAGAGUAAGGCACACCUGACUCUUAGGACUAGCAGUCAGAACCAGGAGAAAAGGUUUUAUUGCUAUGCUGGUAGGUAAGAACAGAUUUUACUUACAUCCAUAUAGCUCUCUAAAAUCCAGCUUUCUCUUAUAUUUUCUUUAAUAUAUUGAGCCAAAACUAGUCCAGUUAAGCUGAACUUGGUUUUUCUGGAAAUGAAUUGCUUUAAAUUGAUACCCUACUUUUGGUGGCUCCCAAUUGAAGGAAGUGAGCACUUUAAUUACUUCUAUUGUGAUAUAUU
Hippopotamus amphibius kiboko is the source of this 3223-nucleotide messenger RNA. It is a transcript of the gene HNRNPA1, whose product is annotated as heterogeneous nuclear ribonucleoprotein A1. Gene Ontology annotation, molecular function: RNA binding. The record is from RefSeq and is a predicted model, not a curated record. NCBI's taxonomy places the organism in Eukaryota, Metazoa, Chordata, Mammalia, Artiodactyla, Hippopotamidae. The transcript has 11 exons. Bases 106 to 1227 code for a protein of 373 amino acids.